AUGGCUGAACCGCCCGUGUCACAGCCGCCAGCAGACACACGCGACGAACCACCGGGGGAUUCCCUCACGACGCAGACUCGCUCGCUAUCUGAAAGCUCUUCCGAACGAUCCCCAAUUGAAAAUGUAUUUAGCGAUGAGUUCUCGUUGGAACCUCUUGAUCAAUUCAGUAGCAACCGCAGUUCCUUCACCAACGGAGCCUCGUCAACCAACUCCCCCGUAUCGCCAUUGUCCGCGAACGGAGAACGACCAUCGUCCAUGGUUAGCCCUUUCGACGACUCUCCGGGCUCGUCAAGAAUACAGAUGCAAACGACCUGGGAUCGCCCCAUAACGUCUCAGCAGAACAGACAUGCCCCGGUUGAAACAAGUUCAGUUGCACGAACCACUUCUGUUUCAUCAGAAACGACAAGUAAUCUGUCGUCUAACGGGAGGAGUUUAAGCCCAUCUCGAUUCUCAAUACCUCGUGCCAUGAGUCCCUAUCGUGGCCAAACCGCACCAAGUCAUCCCUAUGCAAUGUACCCUCAGGGAAUUGGCGUCGCCAGGUCGCUGUCUACCUCUACUGUUUCGACCAUUCGCCCCGCCGAGCGCACCUUUGUCGCAGCGGCUCCACCGCAGCAUCCGUAUGCGAUGUAUUCCCAGAAUACCGUUCCGGAAGAAGCCGCGGAUGAGCCACUUAAUCCGGCCUUACCAAUCGGGUUCCCGAGCCAGAAUCAACCGUAUCAAGUCCCUAUCUCGAACCAAACGCCUAACGAAGUUGGAGAUAUAGUGGGCCCGGACGGCCACACCGAGCAGUUGCCUCCCUACUCUAGAUAUCCAGAGAGCUAUUUUGGCAAACGAGAGUUACCGUCCGACGAGGACGCCAGUGCGGACUCUCCCCAAUCCCCAGAUGGAGCAGCAGAUCCAACCCAAGCGGCUGCAAAUACCGACGUACCUGAAGAUAGACAGGAUCCAAACCCGGAUCCAAAUGAUGCUAGCGGCGGUUUCAAGGAAAGACUAACAAAGAAAGGACAGAAGAAGGUUUGUUGCGGUGUACCGCUUUGGAUGUUCUUCCUUGUUGCAGCUGUACUGCUCUUAGGAACCGUCAUUGGAGGGGUAAUAGGUGGGCUUUUGGGGUCUCAACAAGGAGCAAAGCGCGUGCCACCCGCUACGGACUCACCAACGGCCACCGUUACAGUUACUCCUACUACUUUAGAUGCGAUUCCUCCCUUAUCAUCAGGACCGCUACGACCACUUCCCACAGGAAAGUUUAGCUUCCCUGCCAGUACACUCCAGGACAAUUCGAGCAAUUGCAUCCCGGCGUCAGCAUACAAAGGAACCUGGCAAUGUAGAAACGAUGGUUAUUUCCAUUACGAAGUCCAGAAAGACGAGGAUGGUAACGCAACCAUCAUGAUGUUUAACUCGUAUAAUGUGAGCGGGCGAUUCUACUAUGGUGCUCAACCACCCAUUUUCAGCGAACCCGAUUAUCCUCUUGAAUUAAAAAUGGAUAAAACAAACAAAUCUCUUGGAACGGCGUACUUCUUCUAUACCGCGAUUGACAAGCUUGUGAUUGUUUCGGAAGACGAAUUCCCGGGCCCGGCACCGGAUAGACGGCGUGGCCACAGUCUGUCACAACGUCACUGGCCCGGACUGUAUCGACGAGUCUAUGCCUCACCUGGUGACAAGCCGUGGUUUUGUUGGUGGAAUUCCACCCUCAUCGAGGUAUUCAUCUAUGCGAAUGAGGACAGCUCGGCAUCCGACACUGCAAACCGUUCCCAACCGGAGUCCGUCACGGACGACAACUUCACUCCCCUCUUAUAA
Uncinocarpus reesii 1704 is the source of this 1794-nucleotide messenger RNA. RefSeq lists its product as uncharacterized. NCBI's taxonomy places the organism in Eukaryota, Fungi, Ascomycota, Eurotiomycetes, Onygenales, Onygenaceae. Bases 1 to 1794 code for a protein of 597 amino acids. The record is from RefSeq and is a predicted model, not a curated record. The transcript has 2 exons.